CGCUGUUUUACUUCAUCAAAAGUGAAAGCGUUUCUGACGCCUCAACAUCAAGUGCCUCUGGACAGACGCGGAGAUCUGUUAACAGCGAGCAACAAGGACUGCUGACUAAAGGUUUUUCUAUUUUAAUUCAGCAGAAGAGAUCAGGCCUGCUCAAACACAGCUCUGUCCAUGACCAAUAACGUUUCUGUACUAAUGGUGAAAGAUGGAUCACUCGACUCCUGAUGAACCUGAUGGAUCUCCACAAUUAAAAAAGAGUGAAACCCGGAUAAAGAGAUCAGACUCACCAGGACCCAGCUGUGUGUCCAUGAAGAGUGAUGAGUCUAUGAUUUUACCAACAGUGUUUAAAGAGCAGAGAGAAUCCUCACCUGGAUACAGUGAAACCCAGAUAAAGAGAUCAGACUCACCAGGACCCAGCUGUGUGUCCAUGAAGAGUGAUGAGUCUAUGAUUUUACCAACAGUGUUUAAAGAGCAGAGAGAAUCCUCAUUCAGACACAGUGUCCUGCAGCAAGCAGGAGACAAAACAGGACAGAAAGUCAUAGUCACAGAUACAAGGUGUAAAUCUGUAACCCCUGAACCUCAUCUUCAAGAGAAAUGCAAAUUAAUUCUGAUAAAGAAGUUUCAGCAUGUGAAUGAGGUGAUAACAAACCAGGGAAACCCAACACUUUUCAGUGAGAUCUACACAGAGCUCUACAUCACAGAAGGAGACAGUGGAAAAGUCAAUAAUGAACAUGAGGUGAGACAGAUCGAGGCAGCAUCCAGGAGAGCAACAACAGAGGAAACACCAAUCAAAUGCAGUGACAUCUUUAAGCCCUUAUCUGAAGAAGACAAACCCAUCAGGACCGUUCUGACAAAGGGAAUCGCUGGCAUUGGAAAAACCAUCUCUGUGCAGAAAUUCAUUCUAGACUGGGCUGAAGGGAAAACAAAUCAGGAUGUUCAUCUCAUAUUUCCACUUCCUUUCAGAGAGCUCAAUUUGAUGAAGAAUAAAAAAUGGAGUCUGAUGGAGCUCCUUCAUUUCUUUUUAAAGGAGAUAAAAGAAACAAAUAUUUCCAGCUUGGAGAAGGUUCUCUUCAUUUUUGAUGGAUUGGAUGAGUGUCGUUUCCCUCUGGAUUUCCAGAACACAGUGAGAGUGUGUGAUGUAACUGAAUCAGCAUCAGUGAAUGUGCUGCUGAUAAACCUGAUCAAAGGGUAUCUGCUCCCCUCUGCCCUCAUCUGGAUCACCUCCCGACCAGCAGCAGCUGAUCAAAUCCCCUCUGAGUGUGUCGAUCGAGUCACAGAGGUACGAGGGUUCAAUGACCCACAGAAGGAGGAAUAUUUCAGGAAGAGGAUCAGUGAUCAGAGCCUGAGCAACAGAAUCAUCACACACCUGAAGUCAUUAAGAAGCCUCUACAUCAUGUGCCACAUCCCAGUCUUCUGCUGGAUUUCAGCCACUGUUCUAGAGAGAAUGUUGGGUGAAGCAGAGAGUGGAGAGAUCCCCAAGACUCUGACUCAAAUGUACACACACUUCCUCAUCAUUCAGACAAACAUCAUAAAGAAAAAGUACACAAAGAGCCAAGAGGCAGAUAAAGAAAUGGUUCUGAAACUGGGUAAACUGGCUUUUCAGCAGCUGAAGAAAGGCAAUCUGAUCUUCUAUGAGGAAGACCUGAUGGAGUGUGGCAUUGAUGUGACAGAAGCAUCGGUGUAUUCAGGUGUGUGUACACAGAUCUUCAGAGAGGAGUUUGGACUUCACCAGAGUAAAGUGUACUGCUUUGUUCAUCUGAGCAUUCAGGAGCACCUUGCAGCUCUGUAUGUGCACCUGGUUUUUACAAACAAACAGAGAAAUGUUCUUAAAAAUCCAAUAUUGCAGAUAUUCAGUCAGAAAAUUCCAAUCUCAGAUGUGCACAAGAGUGCUGUAGAUCAGGCUUUACAGAGUAAAAAUGGACAUCUGGAUCUUUUCCUUCGCUUUCUUCUGGGUCUCUCACUGGAGUCCAAUCAGAUCCUCUUACAAUCCAUAGUGCCACAGACAGGAAGUAGCUCCCACAGCACACAGGAUACAGUUCAUUACAUCAAGAAGAAGAUCAGAGAGAAUCCCUCAACAGAGAAAUUCAUCAAUCUAUUCCACUGUCUGAAUGAACUGGAAGAUCAUUCUCUGGUUGAGGAAAUCCAACACUACCUGCAAUCUGGAAAUUUACAUCAAAGCAAACUUUCUUCUUCUCAGUGGUCAGCUGUGGUGUUUGUGUUACUGACAUCAGCACAGGAACAGGAUGAGUUUGUCCUUAAUAAAUACACCAACAAACAUUGUUCAUCAGAGGAGGUUCUUCUGAAGCUCCUGCCUGUGGUUGCAGCAUCCAGAAAAGCUGAAUUUGAUAAAUGUGACUUGAAAGAGGAAGGUUGUGCAGCUCUGGCCUCAGUGCUCAGCUCUGAAUCUUCAAGUCUGAGAGAACUGAAUCUGUCUGAGAAUAAACUCAGAGACUCAGGAGUGAAGUGUCUCUCUGCUGGAGUGGAGAAUCCUCACUGUAAAUUGGAGACACUGAGGUUGUGUGAUUGUGGAGUCUCAGAUGAAGGCUGUGCUGCUCUGACUUCAGCUCUGAGAUCAAACCCCUCACAUCUGAGAGAACUGGAUCUAUCUAAGAAUAAAGUCAGAGACUCAGGAGUGAAGUGUCUCUCUGCUGUACUGGAGAAUCCUCACUGUAAACUGGAGAAACUGAGGUUGUGUGAUUGUGGUGUCUCAGAUGAAGGCUGUGCUGCUCUGACGUCCGCUCUGAGAUCAAACCCCUCACACCUGAGAGAACUGGAUCUGUCUAAGAAUGGACUCGGAGAUUCAGGAGUGAAGUGUCUCUCUGCUGUACUGGAGAAUCCUCACUGUAAACUGGAAACACUGAAGUUGUGUGAUUGUGAUAUCUCAGAUGAAGGCUGUGCUGCUCUGACUUCCGCUCUGAGAUCAAACCUGAGAGAACUGGAUCUGUCUAAGAAUAACCUCAGAGACUCAGGAGUGAAGUGUCUCUCUGCUGUACUGGAGAAUCCUCACUGUAAACUGGAGACACUGAGGUUGUGUGAUUGUGGUGUCUCAGAUGAAGGCUGUGCUGCUCUGAGUUCAGCUCUGAGCUCAAACCCUUCACACCUGAGAGAACUGGAUCUGUCUGAGAAUAAACUCAGAGACUCAGGAGUGAAGUGUCUCUCUGCUGUACUGGAGAAUCCUCACUGUAAACUGGAGACACUGAGGUUGGAGUGUUGUGGUGUUUCAGAUGAAGGCUGUGCUGCUCUGACUUCAGCUCUUAAAUCAAACCUUUCACAGCUGAGAGAACUGGAUCUGUCUAGGAAUUAUCUCAGAGACUCCGGAAUGAAACAUCUCUCUACUGGACUUGAGGAUCCUCACUGUAAACUGGAGACACUGAGGUUGUGUAGUUGUGAUGUCACCGAUGAAGGCUGUGCUGCUCUGACUUCCGCUCUGAGAUCAAACCCCUCACAUCUGAGAGAACUGGAUCUGUCUGAGAAUAAACUCAGAGACUCAGGAGUGAAGUGUCUCUGUGCUGUACUGGAGAAUCCUCACUGUAAACUGGAGACACUGAGGUUGUGUUACUGUGAUGUCUCCGAUGAAGGCUGUGCUGCUCUGACUUCAGCUCUGAGAUCAAACCCCUCACACCUGAGAGAACUGGAUCUGUCUAGAAAUAAACUCAGAGAUUCAGGAGUGAAGUGUCUCUCUGCUGUACUGGAGAAUCCUCACUGUAAACUGGAGACACUGAGGUUGCGUGAUUGUGGCGUCUCAGAUGAAGGCUGUGCUGCUCUGACUUCAGCUCUGAGCUCAAACCCCUCACACCUGAGAGAAUUGGAUCUGUCUUGGAAUGAACUCAGAGACUCAGGAGUGAAGUGUCUCUCUGCUGUACUGGAGAAUCCUCACUGUAAACUGGAGACACUGAGGUUGCGUGAUUGUGGUGUCACAGAUGAAGGCUGUGCUGCUCUGACUUCCGCUCUGAGAUCAAACCCCUCACACCUGAGAGAACUGAAUCUGUCUUGGAAUAAACUCAGAGACUCAGGAGUGAAGUGUCUCUCUGCUGUACUGGAGAAUCCUCACUGUAAACUGGAGACACUGAGGUUGUGUGAUUGUGGUGUCUCAGAUGAAGGCUGUGCUGCUCUGACGUCAGCUCUGAUAUCAAACCCCUCACACCUGAGAGAACUGGAUCUGUCUAAGAAUAAAGUCAGAGACUCAGGAGUGAAGUUUCUCUCUGCUGGACUGGAGAAUCCUCACUGUAAACUGGAGACACUGAGGUUGUGCGAUUGUGAUGUCUCAGAUGAAGGCUGUGCUGCUCUGACUUCAGCUCUGAGAUCAAACCAUUCACACCUGAGAGAACUGAAUCUGUGUAAGAAUAAAGUCAGAGACUUAGGAGCGAAGUGUCUCUCGGCUGUACUGGAGAAUCCUCACUGUAAACUGGAGACACUGAGGUUGUGUGAUUGUGGUGUCUCAGAUGAAGGCUGUGCUGCUCUGACUUCAGCUCUGAGAUCAAACCCCUCGCACCUGAGAGAACUUGAUCUGUCUGAGAAUAAACUCAAAGACUCAGGAGUGAAGUGUCUCUCUGCUAUACUGGAGAAUCCUCACUGUAAACUGGAGAUACUGAGGUUGUCUUAUUGUGGUGUGUCAGAUGAAGGCUGUGCUGCACUGACUUCAGCUCUGAGAUCAAACCCCUCACACUUGAGAGAAUUGGAUCUGUCUAUAAAUGAACUUAGAGACUCAGGAGUGAAGUGUCUCUCUGCUGUACUGGAGAAUCCUCACUGUAAACUGGAGACACUGAGGUUGUGUGAUUGUGAUAUCUCAGAUGAAGGCUGUGCUGCUCUGACUUCAGCUCUGAGAUCAAACCCCUCACACCUGAGGGAAUUGGAUCUGUCUUGGAAUAAACUUACAGACUCAGGAAUGAAGUGUCUCUCUGCUGUACUGGAGAAUCCUCACUGUAAACUGGAGACACUGAGGUUGCGUGAUUUUGGUGUCUCAGAUGAAGGCUGUGCUGCUCUGACGUCAGCUCUGAUAUCAAACCCCUCAAACCUGAGAGAACUGAAUCUGUCUGAGAUUAAACUCACAGACACAGGAGUGAAGUGUCUCUCUGCUGUACUGGAGAAUCCUCACUGUAAACUGGAGACACUGAGGUUGUGUGAUUGUAGUGUCUCAAACGAAGGCUGUGCUGCUCUGACUUCAGCUCUGAGAUCAAACCCCUCACACCUGAGAAAAUUGGAUCUGUCUAGAAAUAAACUGACAGACUCAGGAGUGAAGUGUCUCUCUGCUGUACUGGAGAAUCCUCACUGUAAACUGGAGACACUGAGGUUGCGUGUUUGCGGUGUCUCAGAUGAAGGCUGUGCUGCUCUGACUUCAGCUCUGAGAUCAAACCCCUCACACCUGAGAGAACUGGAUCUGUCUAAGAAUAAACUCACAGACUCAGGAAAGAAGCUGCUCUUCAGUCUUAAAGAUGAAACACUUCACAAACUCCAGGACUUUAGGGUGUAAAGAGAUUUCAUCUGAUGCAGACUCCAAUGAAGACAUGUAUUAAAUGUGCUCCAUUCCCAGAGGCAUUUCCUGGACAUGUAUUUUUCACAUGGGGGAAUGAAGAACAUUUUGGUCAUUUUGCAGAGACGUGUUCCUGUGCUUACUUGGUGUGAUUCUUCAUGUGUGUUUAAGGGAGUGGUGUCAGGACUAAACAGUUACUGAAGAUGAAUGAAAUGUUAUUAUUAUUAACAAACAUUUCCACAGUGACACUCUACAGGAUCCAGACAUCAUAGCAGGACUCAAGUUCUGGUUAAGGUUCCAGUUGAGUUCUCCAAUUGCACAUGCCUUGGAUUUUAUUCAAAAUGUUCUUACCACUCUCAUUUAUGAAUCUCCAUUUAAGUCUUCAAUUUUGUGUGGUAAGUUGUACCUAAUGUUAGUUGUGUAUGCAUAGUGAAUACAUGGAACAGUAAGUGUAAAGUGUAAAACAGUCAAUUUUAAAUUACGUACAAAAUUACAGUAAAUUCUACAUAUAAAGCAAUAUAUAGCACUGUGUUCUAUAUAGCUUCUUUUUUGUAAAUCUAAAUUUUUUUCCAAAUUGAUUAUCAUAAUGUACAUUUGUCUGUAAGGCUUAAAAAAAAUGUAUACAGAAUUCCAACUAAAAUUAUCAAGGCACUCUGAAAAAUCUCCAGCUUAAACAGCUAACACAGGAAUCAUUACCUGUGUUUUUUGUCAUUCAUUUCUGUAAUUCAUCCUCCAUCUCUAAUUACUGCCUCUUUCUCAAGUAUUAUGUAAAUACAUAUGCAUAUCUCUUUAUUUAUACAGUUGUAUAUAGAGUAAAUAAUGCACAAAUCUGUACAUAAAUCUUCUGUUCCAGAUUCAUACACAUUAUCUUUAUUUUAUUUUUUUCUUGUUAAGUCUUACUAUUUAAAUGUUUUCUGUUCUCAUGUAAGAUAUGUAUGUAUGUAUGCAUGUAUGUACAAAGAGCACCUUUAAAAACCACAACAAAUUCCUUGUGUGUCUGCGCACACACUUGGCGAAUAAAGCUAAUUCUGAUUCUGAUUCUGAAAAAGUAAAU
Molecule: messenger RNA, 6521 nt
Organism: Pangasianodon hypophthalmus (striped catfish)
Lineage: Eukaryota; Metazoa; Chordata; Actinopteri; Siluriformes; Pangasiidae
Product: NACHT, LRR and PYD domains-containing protein 12-like
Exons: 25
Coding region: 203-5467 (1754 amino acids)
Molecular function (GO): protein binding
Source: RefSeq, a predicted model, not a curated record